Messenger RNA from Tarenaya hassleriana, 1320 nucleotides. Its product is annotated as gamma carbonic anhydrase 3, mitochondrial. The transcript has 5 exons. The record is from RefSeq and is a predicted model, not a curated record. Bases 127 to 924 code for a protein of 265 amino acids. NCBI's taxonomy places the organism in Eukaryota, Viridiplantae, Streptophyta, Magnoliopsida, Brassicales, Cleomaceae.
CACCCGGGUUAGAUUGACUGAUUGAUAGUCUUUCUUCUUUUCCCCUCGUUGCGGCGGAAACGCGAUUUCGGUUCCGUUGCUGAAUCAAAUCAGUCUCCCUGAUACAAUCCGACUACGAAGAAGAAGAUGGGGACACUGGGGAAAGCAUUCUAUAACGUCGGAUUCUGGAUCCGGGAAACUGGACAAGCACUUGAUCGGCUCGGUUGUCGCCUUCAAGGAAAUUACUACUUCCGAGAAGAGCUAUCGAGACACCGGACGCUCAUGAAUGUUUUCGACAAGGCACCUAGUGUGGAUAAGGAUGCCUUUGUGGCUCCAAGUGCGUCUGUCAUCGGCGAUGUUCGGGUGGGACAUGGUUCUUCCAUUUGGUAUGGCUGCGUCUUGAGGGGCGAUGCUAAUAGCAUUUCUGUGGGAGCCGGGACCAAUAUCCAGGAUAAUUCUCUUGUUCACGUUGCCAAAUCCAACUUAACUGGGAAGGUCUUGCCUACCAUUAUCGGAGACAAUGUCACCAUCGGUCAUGGUGCCGUCUUGCAUGGCUGCACCAUCGAGGACGAGGCCUUUAUCGGUACGAGUGCGACCCUGUUAGACGGAGCUUAUGUUGAAAAGCAUGCCAUGGUUGCUUCUGGAGCUCUUGUCAGGCAGAACACCAGAAUUCCCUCCGGCGAGGUUUGGGGAGGAAACCCGGCUAGGUUUCUAAGGAAGCUGACAGAAGAAGAGACGGCGUUAAUCUCCCGCUCGGCUCUUGAUUACUCCAACUUAGCACAGGUUCACGCCGCAGAAUUUGCAAAGAAAUAUGAGGAGGUUGAGUUCAUGAAAGUUGUGAACAAGAAGUUUGCUCAUCCUGAUGGGGAAUAUGAUUCAACGCCGACAGAACUUGCGCCGCCAGAGAAUGUCGUGAAGAACGAUAAAAGCCCGGCAGCUGCAUAACCGGUUGGUGCCUCCUUUGAGAAUCUUGUUGUUUGGAUUUGAAGAGAACGAGAACUUCGAUAUGGGCUUUCUUUUUUCUCCAAUAAAAUCUCUCUCUGGGCUGAGGGUUCUUCUGAAGUUUUGGACAUUAAGUUAAGACAUUCGUUUUCUUCCUCUUGGAAAAAUUCCAGAAGGGUUUUGUUCUGCGAUUAGCUUGAGAAAGUCGCAACCUUUUCUAGACUCCAAAGGUUUAUACUUUCAUUUUCAUGUCAGUGUUCUGUUUUGGACAAAGCGACAAGCUGGUCGGUGAAAAGCUAUGGGUGGUUGACCACUGCCAUUGCGUGUGAAUGGUUUAUUCUCUUUGUUGCGAUGUUUCGUGUUGUUGAUGACCGAUGCGAGUCAAAGCAGCGUUUAUUA